Molecule: messenger RNA, 1263 nt
Organism: Cetraspora pellucida
Lineage: Eukaryota; Fungi; Glomeromycota; Glomeromycetes; Diversisporales; Gigasporaceae
Source: the annotation of a GenBank genome assembly
AUGGCAAGUCAGACUGACAAAAACGAUUAUGAUACUCUGCUUGAACUUUAUUCUAAGUUAAAAGAUGAAAAUGAACAACUCAAGAAUAGAGUUAAAGAAUUGGAAAACCAGCUCAUAUGUUCACAAUCAUUGACAAACGUGAAUUCAAAGCCGAUACAUGUACAUUCAAAUUUAGAUGUUAAAUCGGAAACAACUAAGUUAAGGAAUAAUAACACAUUGUCUUUAGAAGAGUACUUACGCUAUGGACGUCAGCUUAUUCUUCCUGGUUUUGGCAUUUCGGGUCAACUUAAACUUAAGAAUAAAUCAAUAUUAAUUGUUGGAGCUGGUGGUUUGGGUGCACCCGCAGCAAUAUAUCUUGCUGCAGCUGGUGUUGGCAAAUUGGGUAUCAUAGAUUAUGAUUCAGUGGAAUCAUCAAAUCUACAACGUCAAAUAAUUCACAAUGAGUCAAGAACUGUCAUUGAUGCGACUGAUAACGUCGCUACUCGCUAUCUUCUCAAUGAUGCAUGUGUUCUAACCGGCAAGCCUUUGGUGUCUGGUAGCGCUUUACGUAUGGAUGGACAAUUAACUGUGUACAAUUAUCGAGGAGGACCUUGUUAUCGAUGCUUAUUCCCAAAACCUCCACCACCGGAAAGCAUUCUAAACUGUGAUGAUGGUGGAGUUUUGGGUGUUGUGACAGGAGUGAUCGGAUGCUUACAAGCUUUACAAGCAAUAAAAAUUGCUGCUGAUAUGAAUGAUGACGGAACCUCUCAUAGCCUUUUGAUAUUCUCAGCUAACUCAAACCCCCUCUUUCGAUCCAUUAAAUUAAGAUCGAAAAAGCCUGAUUGUGUGAUAUGUAGUGAUCAUCCAACUAUAACAACAUUGCAAGAUUAUGUUCAGUUUUGUGGCAGCGGUGCAUUGGACAAGUCACCUUCAGUAAAAUUACUCGGUGAUGAUGAAAGGAUAGAUCCAAAGUCCUAUUAUGCUUUAAGAACCAAAUGCAUACCACAUGUCCUUGUUGAUGUGCGUGAGCCUGUUCAGUUUGAUAUUUGUAAUUUACCUGGCUCGCUGAAUAUCCCAUUGAAUGAACUUCCUAGAAAGGUGGAUUUGAUACAACAAUCUUUACCAUCAACGGCAGCACCAGUUUACAUAAUCUGUCGUAGGGGUAAUGACUCUCAACUCGCUGUUCAAACAUUAAAAAAGGUUUUACAAGGAGAAAUAAAGGAUGUUGUUGGAGGAUUAUACCGGUGGGCUAAGGAUGUCGAUCGUGAAUUUCCUAUAUACUGA